AUGUCCGCUCCUGCAUCUGCUUCCUCGACUGAGAUUGAAUUAUCGCCGGGUGAGGUGAACGGACAACAACAGUAUCAUCUCCCCGCGCCACCCGAACUGGAGUACGAGUCUGAAGAAGCUGCUGAAGCCGCGAUUCAUGCUUGGACCAAAGCAAAUCCAUAUAAUGUGUCAAGGAAAAAUGGCUCUAGAUGGUAA
This is a messenger RNA of Phytophthora nicotianae INRA-310, 195 nucleotides long. RefSeq lists its product as hypothetical. The transcript has a single exon. NCBI's taxonomy places the organism in Eukaryota, Oomycota, Peronosporomycetes, Peronosporales, Peronosporaceae. The record is from RefSeq and is a predicted model, not a curated record. The coding region runs from base 1 to 195 and encodes 64 amino acids.